UGGCCUCCGAAGGAGUCUCCAUCAGGCCUCCCGCUCGACUCAGAUCGCCGCCCCGCCAUCAUCACCAUGAUCGUUCAAUGCCGGUCCGCCUGCUCGUCCCCGAGCGAGCCGCCCCGGCCCAUUAGAGGGGGCCGCCGCCGCCCAGCCAAUCAAAAGGCAGCCGGGUCCAGUUGCCGGGAAGGAUAUGCUAAUGAGGCCACGCCCGGUCUGCGGCUCCCACUCUGCGGCGGGAAGAACCACCUGGAGGCGACGGGGGGGGUUUGAUUUCCAUCCCCCCCGGGGAGGGCGGAUCGGAGAGCCGCCGACCAGCCGGCUCCCCUCCGCACAAGUCGUGGCCACCCUAGGCAGUCAUCACCACGUCCACUCGCAUCUGCCAGGGACAGAUGACUCCCUUCCAUCCAGGCCUGCUGUAGGUGUCCGCCGCUGCCAACCCGAGGUCCCCCACCGGGGACGAGAUGGACCCCAAAGCCGAAGGCUCACAGGUGUGGGCUGCAGCUGCGGAACAUGAGCAGAACGCGGCACAGGUGCAUUUUGUUCCCGAAGGCGGGACGGUGGCUCAGAUUGUGUACGGUGACGAUCAGGGCCGCCCUUCCCAGCAGGUGGUCUACACAGCUGAUGGCACCUCUUACACCUCAGUGGACGCCCCGGAACACACACUGGUUUACAUUCAUCCCGUGGAAGCCACCCAGACUCUGUUUACAGACCCGGGCCAGGUGGCCUAUGUCCAGCAGGAUGCCACAGCUCAGCAGGCAUCCUUACCAGUGCACAAUCAGAUUUUACCUCCUAUGGAGGGAGAGGAUGGUUCUGAUCCGCUAGCGCCUUUGCAGAACCCCAUGGGUAGGCUGGAGGCAAAAGAGGAAGAUGAUGACGACGACGAUGAUGAGGAAGAGGGGGAAGACACGGAUAUGGAUGAAUGGGAACCAGAUCCACCUCGACCCUUUGAUCCCCACGAUUUGUGGUGCGAAGAGUGCAAUAACGCCCACCCCUCCGUGUGCCCAAAGCAUGGCCCUCUGCAUCCCAUUCCCAACCGCCCAGUCCUCACCAGGGCCCGGGCCAGCCUCCCGCUGGUGCUCUACAUAGAUCGGUUCCUGGGCGGAGUGUUCUCCAAACGACGCAUUCCCAAGCGCACCCAGUUUGGGCCCGUGGAGGGGCCCCUAGUUCGGCAGGCUGAAUUGAAGGAUUGCUAUAUCCACCUCAAGGUGGCCCUUGAGAAGGGUGAAAGGAAAGACAGGAGUCAACAUGAAGACCUUUGGUUUGAGCUCUCCGAUGAAGCACUUUGUAACUGGAUGAUGUUUGUACGUCCGGCCCAGAAUCACUUGGAGCAGAAUCUGGUGGCUUACCAAUAUGGUCACCACGUUUACUUCACAACGAUAAAAAACGUAGAGCCCAAACAAGAACUCAAGGUGUGGUAUGCUGCCUCUUAUGCCGAGUUUGUGAAUCAGAAGAUCCACGACAUCUCUGAGGAAGAAAGGAAAGUUCUCCGAGAACAAGAGAAGAACUGGCCAUGUUACGAAUGCAACCGUCGAUUCAUAAGCUCUGAACAGCUGCAGCAGCACCUCAACUCUCAUGACGAGAAGCUGGACUUCUUUAGCAGAGCCAGAGGCAGAGGCAGGGGGCGAGGUAAGAGGAGAUUUGGGCCGGGAAGGCGGCCCGGACGUCCCCCCAAAUUCAUGCACGUAGAAGUGACCAGUGAGAAUGGGGAGAAAUGUGAAGAAGGGAUGCAGGACCUGCUGCCGUUUCCCAGCAAGGUCCAGUUUGAUGAACCGGCCGGGGAGGCGCCGUUGAAUGGGCUGGACCAGCAGGAGCAGACCCCCGGCCCGAUCCCUCAGCUGCCGUCGGAGGCUCAGCCGGCACCGGACCACCAGCCCGAGACCUUGCCCCUCCACCUGCCGCCGCCCCCGCCGCCACAGCCCGAGGAGAUCGUGGUGUCCACCCACAGCACCAUAACGGCGGAUGACAUGCGGCGAGCCAAGCGCAUCAGGUUGGAGCUGCAGAACGCGGCUCUUCAGCAUCUUUUUAUCCGGAAAUCCUUCCGGCCCUUUAAAUGCCUGCAGUGUGGGAAGGCAUUCCGGGAAAAGGAUAAGCUGGACCAACAUUUACGCUUCCACGGGCGAGAGGGGAACUGCCCCUUGACCUGCGACAUCUGCAACAAAGGUUUCAUCAGCAGUACGGCCCUGGAGAGUCACAUGAAGUUCCACUCGGACCAGAAGACCUAUUCUUGCAUCUUCUGUCCCGAGUCCUUCGACCGCCUGGACCUUCUGAAAGACCAUGUGGCCAUUCACGUCAACGAUGGCUACUUCACGUGCCCGACGUGUAAAAAGCGCUUUCCGGAUUUUAUCCAGGUGAAGAAGCACGUGCGCAGCUUCCACUCGGAGAAGAUUUACCAGUGUACGGAGUGCGACAAGGCCUUCUGUCGCCCGGACAAAUUGCGGCUCCAUAUGCUCAGACACUCAGACCGCAAGGACUUCCUGUGCUCCACCUGUGGGAAGCAAUUUAAGCGGAAAGACAAGUUGAGGGAACACAUGCAGAGAAUGCACAACCCGGAGAGGGAGGCCAAGAAAGCCGACCGCAUCAGCCGCUCCAAAACCUUCAAGCCUCGCAUCGCAUCCACUGACUAUGAGAGCUUCAUGUUUAAGUGCCGUCUGUGCAUGAUGGGCUUCCGGAGGCGAGGCAUGCUGGUGAACCAUUUAUCAAAGCGACAUCCAGACAUGAAGAUAGAGGAAGUGCCGGAGUUAACUCUGCCCAUCAUCAAACCUAACCGCGAUUACUUCUGUCAGUACUGCGAUAAGGUUUACAAAAGCGCCAGCAAGCGCAAAGCCCACAUCCUCAAGAACCACCCGGGAGCGGAACUGCCCCCGAGCAUCCGGAAGCUGCGUCCAGCCGGCCCCGGGGAGCCAGACCCCAUGCUGAGCACGCACACGCAGCUGACCGGCACGAUAGCCACCCCUCCCGUCUGCUGCCCUCACUGCUCCAAACAGUACAGUAGCAAGACCAAGAUGGUGCAGCACAUUCGCAAGAAGCACCCCGAGUUCGCCCAGGUCUCCAACACGGUCCACCCCCCGUUGACGACGGCCGUAAUCAGUGCCACACCAGCUGUUCUAACCACAGAUAAUGCCACCGGAGAGACCGUGGUGACGACAGAUCUGCUCACCCAAGCCAUGACGGAGCUGUCCCAGACCCUGACGACGGACUACCGAACUCCUCAGGGGGACUACCAGAGGAUCCAGUAUAUCCCCGUUUCACAAUCCACAACCGGUCUGCAGCCACCUCAGCAUAUACAACUACAAGUCGUUCAGGUGGCCCAGGCCACCUCACCCCACCAGGCCCAGCAUUCCACGGUGGACGUCGGUCAACUCCACGAUCCCCAGACGUACACCCAACACGCCAUUCAAGUGCAGCAUAUCCAGGUCGCUGAGCCUACUGCUCCGGCACCAACUUCUGCCCAGGUGGCCGGUCCCCCGUUGAGCCCCUCCGCCCAGCAGACUCAGCAGGGGCUCAGUCCCACCCAAAUGCAAACUAACGCUUCCACACAAGGCCAGACUCUUCAGCAACAGCAGCAGGGCUCCUCAGUACAACACACAUAUCUACCAAGCACCUGGAACCCCUACCGGAACUACACACCCGAGAUUCAGAUGAUGACUAUUCCCCAAGGUCAGUACGUGAUUGCAGAAACUGCUGUAGCGACUCCUGUCACCACUGUGAACACCGGCCAAGUUAAAGCGGUCACUCAGACUCAUUAUGUGAUAUCAGAAGGGCAGCCAGACUUGGAAGAAAAGCAAGCCUCUGCUCUCUCCAGUGGGGUUCAGGUGGGCGUGUCCCAGCCACCUGCUCAUACCGAUGCCCUGGAGCCCCAGACGACCAACCCCCAGCAGACCACGCAAUACAUCAUUACUACAACCACCAACGGGAAUGGCAGCAGUGAAGUGCACAUCACGAAACCAUAACCUCAGAGUUGGAGUAAAGUCAUCUCGGUGUGUCUGACCAUCUCCCACCAAAUCCCAGCCCCUGGAACUCGUUAAUUUAUUAUUCACCCAAGAGCUCGAGACCUCCAUUCAUGAAGCUGUCGAUCAACAGUGCAUUUUACAGCUGUGGUCAUCAAAGCUGAACUCAACUGGAUUCAGUUCUCCUAGCCGUCGAGAAGUACUGUCGUGUUAUCUGGCUGUUUUAGGGCCAAGGAGCAUUGCAGUAGGAGAAAAAGCCCAGAAACCUGGACUUGCUGUAGUUUUGAUUCAUCAGAUGAGCCUUACUUUUUCCUUUGAAGAAGUACCUAGAGAGAGUUCAUUGCGUUUGUACCAAAGGUGGGAAAAAGAUUUGCCAAGUUAGCAGUCACUGGCUGAACAUGCCCUAUAAAUUCCCAACAUUUACACUUAAAACACUAUUCUGACCGCCCCAUGGGACAGCUUCCUUGCAUGACUUUAAGUUCUUCAAAUGGGAGGGGAGGGCCCACAUUGAGCCACAAAAGCCAAACGAUGACCAAAUGCCGACCACCUCGAGGGUCGGGAGGAAGGGGCGUUGAAGAGACUGUGAACACACUGCCUUUAAAUUAUUCUUCUCUUGGGGUCUUUCCUCUGGAAAUAGUUUUUGAGCAACGCUCACCUCGGAUAGAAUCAUCUUCAGAGAACCGAUGUUUUCUGUAGUCCGUACUGGUGACUCUGAAUCUCUCCUGAAUCUGAGCAGAGGAGUUUAGAAAGAGGCAAGGUCCAGUGGGAGCAGCGGUAACUUUUUAAUUCACCGACAGACUGUGGUUCCUCGCAUUUGACAACAGUUAGGAUUGGAAGGGAGAGGGAAUGGAGGAGGAGGAGCAGACCGCUAAUUUUUACUUGCUAAUUUGAAAGUAAAAAGGCUCUUGAAACCUCUAGUGCUUUCAGUUCAGUCACGGUUCACUUUUGGGUCACCGAUGGCGGGUGGACACCAUCUGCCUUCAUCCAGAUGGGUAUCCCCUAACCGCUCUCAGAGACACAGUUCAAUGUGGGGGUUUUUUGGUUUUGUUUGGUUGCCUUAAAACAAAAUAUAUUCAUGAAGGUUAGUUGGAAAGUUGGCCCGUCCAAAUUUCCCUCAUGUUUUUAACUCGACACCCUGAAAUUCUCUUGGACCUCUUAAUAAAAUGACCAAUAUUAGACUCAGGAAAUAUAGAAAACACCAGGGGACCACUACUAAUAGACUCAAAGCAAUUCCUUGAGAUUACUCGAUCUAGGAGAAUUGGUUUUUGUUCAGAGAUUCCGAUACGAUGUAGGGCCUGAGAGAUUUUUUUUUAAAUAUCUACUUCGUGGGGGCUAUUUUUCCUCACGUUUGCUAUUCUUCGGGGGUCUUAUUCUGGGUUUGAAUGGACUUUGCAAUUCAUGGGGAGAAGAGAUUUUCUGACUUCCCAACAGCUGCUCCAGAAAUAAAAAGUUGUGACCUGAUCAGACCACUGGGACCCAGCUACUAACGAAUUAAAAUUUUAGUUGAUUAACUCUCCCAAGGUAGAAAAACCUCUCAUUUUCUACAAAAAGGAAUUUCCAACUUAAGCAGAAAUAUUGAAGUUGUAGGAUGAUGAAAUGCCUGUGACUUGAUAGACAAGUCAAAAAGUAUAGUUGUUUUUUUUUAGGAGACAUAGUUAAUUUGCUUGAAACAAAUUUCUGCAUGCCACCAAAACUCUUAUAUAUUGAUCAAUUAGGUAAUAUUUUUAAAACUGUUUCUACCUAAAUGUAGACAUUAAUUCACUGAAGGUUUGAAGCAGUGGCUGGAAUCCAGAGUAACUGGAGAAGCUGACAGUGUGAGACAUCUAGGUUAACAGAUUUGGCAAUCCUGGGUUUUUUCAGAUGGAAAUAUUAGGCACAUGGAUGACUAUAAACUGGUUCAAGUUCAUACAAAUGCAGUGAUCUUGAAAAUAUGCCGAUAUCUUCUUUAGAAAGAUUAAUGCCUGAAAGUUGUGGAAUUUUAAAGAGGUCCAAUUUUUAUUUUGAUAAUUGCAGGUCCAUCUCUUUCGUCUGAUAAAUUGUUCCACGGGGAUAUUUUUCUCUUUUUUUUUACUAAAUGUAAUAUUCAUUUGUUCAAAUGGAAAACGAUUAAUGAUUGGAAUAUUUGUCCUGUGCUCAUGAAUUUGAGUUAAACCAGGCAUUGUUGUAGUCACUGUGUCAAAGUUCUCGGCCUGUCUGUCUUCCCAAGAUGCCCCUUCUUUUGUGGCAUCACAGAAGAACCUAGGACCCUGGAGCUGAAUUUUAAAUUUUCAAAUAAGGGAUGCAGGUGACAAUGACGACAUUCAUAUAGUUAAAACCAAGCAUUUUGCAUAUCAUCCCAAGGCAUUGGAUUCUUGAGGUGACCUGGUCUUGAGGAAGAUAACGUGAAAACCCUAUUUAGCCAAGCAAUAUGGCCAGUGUUUGUGUUGCAGCCCAUGGUUAUCAGACGUGGACACUGUUAGACCUCUGACCUGCAGAAGAUAAAGAUUUUUGCAGUAGGCCGCAUUGGGUUCGGGCUGUUUUCUCUGUUGAAUGGGGCUCACAAACAUAGCCAUUUUCCUUUACUAAAAACACUCUCCUACCACAGUAACUGUGGUAAACUGGACCUCCUUCGUGCUUUGUCGAACCAGAGUCUCACCAGUGAGGUGGGAGAAAGGGGCUCUAAAUUAUUGUCACCUGCAUCCAGGGACCUUGAGGCUCUCAUAAAAAGGAUCAUCUUCCCAAGAAUUUGCUAAAGCAGCUAGGGCUAAAAUCUGAAGCUGACCUCCUAGCUGCAACAUUUUGACCAUGUUGUUUUAUUUAAGCGUGUAUGUUUAUUGUACAUUCAGUGAGUUAUAGUGUUAAUAGUCUUGUGCUACCCAACAGGUGUAAAAAAUUAAUAAAUAUUUUCUUUUUUUAAUAAUGAA
Molecule: messenger RNA, 6844 nt
Organism: Ornithorhynchus anatinus (platypus)
Lineage: Eukaryota; Metazoa; Chordata; Mammalia; Monotremata; Ornithorhynchidae
Gene: PRDM10
Product: PR/SET domain 10
Exons: 23
Coding region: 456-3944 (1162 amino acids)
Cellular component (GO): nucleus
Molecular function (GO): protein binding
Source: RefSeq, a predicted model, not a curated record